AUGGCGGAUAGGGUCCCUGUGUUGAAUGUAAUCCCUGGAGUGUUCUUGCUCCCGCAGAGGCAACUGAGAGAGAACUUUGAAUUGCAGGAGCGCGAAGACCGAGAAGACAGUCAUAGCAAAUUAAGCGCGACCGGACACCUGGUCGUAGCGGUGUGUUUGGGCUUCAUCGGUCCUUUCGGAUUCCUCAGUAACCUGCUCGUCCUUGUGCCGUUUAGACUCUGUAAGGUUAUGCGCUCACACUUACUGCUGCUUAAUAUUUCCAUAAGCAAUCUGCUGGUUUGCGUGGUGGGGACGCCGUUCAGCUUCGCGGGGAAUGGCGAAAGUGGGUGUUUGUGGUAUGGCUUUGCCAUACUUUACUGUUUGGUAAGCAUGGCGUCCCUCAUCUCCUUGGCUAUGCUCCCACAUGAGCGAUGCCGUACCAUGAUGGGCCUAGCAGAAAAAGAUGCCACUAACUACAGGAAGGUAGCAGUAGCAGUGGCAUUUUCCUGGUCUGGACUCUGCCCCUUUCUUCGGGUGGAGCUGCUACAGUCCAGAGGUCCCUGGCACCGCCUGUUCAGCAGACUGGAUGGCCAAACCAAGAACAUCUACAUCAUCUGCCUCUUUAUCCACUUGUGCCUCUGUUCCUCAUCAUUGCCAUUGACAGUAUGCAUCUGCAUGACACCAAACAGGGACAACAUUGCAGCCUUCCAUAGAUAUACCAGGCCAGCCCUCAACAAGCUGAUUAAGAGCCCACACCAAACUCUAUCUGGCGACGUUCGGAGCCCCACACCUCAACACAGCCAUGGCCAGUCUCGCGCCCUGGCCAAGACCAGCACCAUCAUCCACCCCGUCAUCUUCAUCUUCAUGAGCAGACAGGUGAGGCCGGGGAACUAG
This is a messenger RNA of Electrophorus electricus (electric eel), 873 nucleotides long. The record is from RefSeq and is a predicted model, not a curated record. Lineage: Eukaryota; Metazoa; Chordata; Actinopteri; Gymnotiformes; Gymnotidae.